AUAUCGUGAAGCUAAAAAUUCCGUUCCUUGAUUAAUCUCGCUAGACAUUCUAGUCCAUAAAUAAACAAACAAUCAAGUUUUCCCUUCCCCAGAAAUGGCUGCAGCCACGCUCUCCGUCCGGCCAAACCGCCUGACUCCGGGUUCACCCAUCACCAUCCCGCCGGUCCAAUUUCCAAACCAAGUUCACGCCGCCGUAAAACCCACGAGAAGGGAGCAGUGGAGGGGCGCAAUUGGGCCCCGCCGGCGAAUAUUGGCAGGCGCCACCAGAGCUGGCUCGCAAGCGGACGAUUCGGCGCCGUUCGAUAUGUCGGUGGAGAACGCCCUUAAGCUUCUCGGAGUCUCCGAGGGAGCAUCUUUUGAUGAUAUCAUGCGUGCUAAGAAAUCCAUAAUUGCAUCUUGUAAGGAUGACCAGGAAGCUAUUGCCCAGGUUGAGGCAGCAUAUGACAUGUUGCUUAUGCGGAGCUUAACUCAACGCCGGGCAGGAAAAGUUGUAGACAGAAGCAUCAGAUAUGCAGAUGUAAAACCUGUUAAUGCUCCUGGGAUGAUGAGAUCAAUGCCUCGCUGGGCACAGACUACUUUAAAAAGCUCACCCAUUUCAAUUGAAGCACCAGCAACAAGCGAUCUGGGCUUACAGGUAGGAGUAUAUGGAGCCCUGAUGGUUUUGACUUAUGCAAAUGGAGUUUCUACAUCCCCUGGAAUGUCUUAUGCUGGGCCUGAUGUUCCUGGGCUGAUCUUAGCGGGUAGCUUUGGAGUUUCCUUGUACUUCAUGACCAGAAAAAAUGUGAAGUUAGGGAAAGCAACUGUGAUAACCAUAGGAGGCCUUGUGGCAGGAGCAGUGGUGGGAUCAGCGGUUGAAAACUGGUUGCAGGUAGACAUUGUCCCAUUUCUUGGCAUACAUUCUCCUGCUGCGGUAAUUACUGAAUUCAUACUCUUCUCUCAGUUCCUAGUCUCAUUGUAUCUAAGGUAGGGUGACUAGAUACUUUUAUUUCUUAUGUACAUUGUAAAAACCUGUAAUUAUUCGUUGGCAUGAGCAUACAUGAGCUUUUUUAGGAUGUGUAUCAUUGCAUAUUGUACAAAACUACAAAUAAAAAUUGUGCUUCUGG
This is a messenger RNA of Rubroshorea leprosula, 1103 nucleotides long. NCBI's taxonomy places the organism in Eukaryota, Viridiplantae, Streptophyta, Magnoliopsida, Malvales, Dipterocarpaceae. The record is from the annotation of a GenBank genome assembly.